AAGAUGCUUCUCUCAUGGGUAACAAUAAAACAGAGUCUUGCAGAUUUUGGAUUUCUGGUCGUGGAUGUUUUCACAGCUGGUAAAAGGGAGAGCUUUCAAAGAACUUUCAUCCUCUUCCUGACCUGCAGCUCCUCCAGCCUGCUGCUCGGCACCCUGCUCUUCCUCUACCUGCUCUACACCCUGGACUAUGACACAGCAGUGGCUGGAGGGAUUGCGGGCUGCUUUGGAGCAUUGCUUACCGGCGCUCUCUUCUUGUCAAAAAGAGUAAGAUGCUUAGGGACUCUCUUUGUUAUCUCUAUUUUCAUGAAGAAGAGUCGAAGCUUGCUGCUAACUGCCGGGACCAGUUUGGUAGUUCUCAAAAACAUCCGCAACACCUUGGAAAACCUCACAGGCCUCCUCAGGAGCAUGAUUUGCAACCUCAAGGCAAAGAAGUCGGCCAUCACAGCCCCUUUCAGUAACUAUGUCAAUAUGUUGAAGUGGAUAGGAAACAUGCUGAAAGGGAUAACAGACCUGGGAGUAGUGAACUUUGACUCCAAGCUGAAGGUUUCACCCAGACUGGAAUCAGAAAAAUUCAGUGAGAAACUCAGAACAGCGGAGCAGAAGCUGAAUGAGACCGUGAAAUUUGCACAGUCCCUGGUGAAAACAGUGUCCUCUGUGACCGACAGGAUGUUUCCUGCCAUCAGCUUCCUCGUGCUCAUGAUGUUCAUAGCCUUGCACAUAAGAAAAUACCGCAGUGACAUGAAAUAUCAAAACAGGUAUAUUGGCGGCAGAUUUGUCCGUUUUGACGAGAAGCAGAAGGCAGAAGGAAAGCCCCACCUCCUCCCCCUCACACCAGAGGAGGGGAAGCUGUACACAGCUAUCCUCUCCGCCCGUCCCACCGCCAGGGAGAGGAAAGCUGUUCUCAAGUUUGGUGCUUCAAUUGUUUUCCAUUUUGUGACUUGGGUCAUAUUUAUAACUGUGGAUGCUUUAUUGUACUGCUUUGUGGAUAUUAUAACGACAAAGUUAUCAGAGCUGGAACCCUUCAAUGUCCCCCUGUUGAUGAGAAUCAAAGGGAUUGCGACUUUAAUUGGUAUACCCCUUAGUGAGGAGAGUCAUCAAAAAGACUUUUCCUUCUCCGUGACCUUGUUCGAGAAGAAGUGCCUUCCUAAACCCAAGCUGCUGCUCUAUAACUCCAUAUGUCCACUGGCUGUCAUUCUGCUCGUCCUGCUCAUUAUGGCCCUGGUGGCUUCCAAAGUGACCCAGCUCAGGCUGAUGGUCUGUGAGCGAUUCUUCUCUACCGCUGCGGAGGAGAGAGUGGCGUACCUGCACGCCAAGAUCCUGUUGAAGAGAUUGAAAAGGAGGAAGGAUAAAAACAACUCUAAGCUCAGAUCACUAAUUCUAAAGCCUCGUUUCUGGUGCCCGCUGCUCUUCCGACCCAAACAGAAUCCACAAAGUGUCGUGUGA
This is a messenger RNA of Limanda limanda (common dab), 1443 nucleotides long. RefSeq names its product dendritic cell-specific transmembrane protein. Gene Ontology annotation, cellular component: membrane. Bases 4 to 1443 code for a protein of 479 amino acids. NCBI's taxonomy places the organism in Eukaryota, Metazoa, Chordata, Actinopteri, Pleuronectiformes, Pleuronectidae. The transcript is spliced from 3 exons. The record is from RefSeq and is a predicted model, not a curated record.